Aspergillus welwitschiae is the source of this 1134-nucleotide messenger RNA. RefSeq lists its product as uncharacterized. The coding region runs from base 1 to 837 and encodes 278 amino acids. The record is from RefSeq and is a predicted model, not a curated record. Lineage: Eukaryota; Fungi; Ascomycota; Eurotiomycetes; Eurotiales; Aspergillaceae. The transcript has 7 exons.
AUGUCUGUCCCACCACACCCAAUUUUCCAGCCGAGGUCCGUGCCUGAUACCGCUUGUGAGGAUCUCAGGCAGCACCUCCCGUGCACCUCGGAUGUUCUUACCCAAGUUUCUGGGGAAUAUAUUGCGAGCUUCGAUCAGCCGGCCCCUGUGCCAGAGCUUGCGGCCGAUAACCCAUACUCUGUGAUGCCACAGCCGAUCUGUGAUGGAACCCAGGCCCACGCAAACUCACUCCGGCGGUCGAAUCGCGCCGUAGCCACGACAAGGAACGAUCACGACGACCACGCAGCGAUAAGCAGGCAAGAUCUAGACCUGCCAUGUCCGCUGAGUGCACUGAUCGACGGCAUGCAGCACAUCCCGGUUAGAGACAUGCACGCCUGGCGCUGGCUUGCCCAGAGGGAUCAUCAAGCCAUCUCCAUCCUCGCUGGACGAAGCUGGAAGCUGGAAGUCCCCCACAUCCGGGAGAAAGCGCACCCGGGAUAUUGGUACUCGCCGUCAAACAAGAAGAAACGAUCGCGAACCGCAAGAGCCCGUUCUCAGGGAUUGGCAGUGCUUUCAAUGCCGUCCUCCAUACCCGGUCAGAGUUCGCAGACUAACGCUUGGUCUACCUCGUUGGAUAGUGACCGCACCAGUGAACAUUCAACAGGAUCUCUUCAUGCAGAAGAGGGGACCUUCAUCAAGCGCAACGUAUUGCAUUCAAAUGGCUUUAGCCCGCUGCAAAGUGCCGCCUCGCCAGCCACUUCCGAGCGCGGUCCUAAUGGCACCCAGCCUCAAUUCCCUAUCGGAAAAUUAGGGGUAUAUGAAUCUGCUUGCUUUCUUCCUCAGCCUGCAGUCCCUUGACCCGAAGCUGUCCACAGUCGGUCCUCUGCAGUGCUACUGUCCGUUCCGUAUGAGAUAUGUAACGGUUACGGGGAAUGGUCUAUGGACGAGAAGCUCCUGGCUGCGACUGCAGGCCAGUAAAUAGCACAUAUGGAUUUUGCGGCACAUUCAUAACAUAUAAAUUGGGUAUUCAUGUUGAUAGCCUCAGGUGGGAGGACCGCAUGUAUAGUUAUUUUCGUUAUCUCGUAUAGUGCGUGUAGAAGUGAGAGGCCAGUGUUUAUGUAAUGAGCAAUGACUCCCUGAGCGGGAGGGUGUGAG